Molecule: messenger RNA, 4355 nt
Organism: Gossypium raimondii (Peruvian cotton)
Lineage: Eukaryota; Viridiplantae; Streptophyta; Magnoliopsida; Malvales; Malvaceae
Product: putative clathrin assembly protein At1g03050
Exons: 3
Coding region: 2406-4145 (579 amino acids)
Biological process (GO): vesicle budding from membrane; clathrin coat assembly; clathrin-dependent endocytosis
Cellular component (GO): clathrin-coated vesicle; clathrin-coated pit
Molecular function (GO): 1-phosphatidylinositol binding; clathrin heavy chain binding; phosphatidylinositol-4,5-bisphosphate binding
Source: RefSeq, a predicted model, not a curated record
UAAGAUCAUUAGUAUAAAUAAUUAAUAUAGUUAAUUAUUUUAAUUAAAAAAUAAUAUCAAUUUUUCCUAAAAAUACUUCCAACAAUUUUCUCUACAUAAAGAGUUUGAAUGACUGUUUUAAAACCUCAUAUUCAUAUUUUCAAUUUUACUUUUUUUACAUGUCUAUCAUGUAAAAUUUUUUAAGAGGAUAACAAAAAUGAACCUAAAUUUUUAAAUAAAAAACAAAUCAACCAAGUCGGGCCGCCCCAUCUCUCCUCUGUUUUUGGUAGAUGACUUGGUAUUUUUCUCGAGUGGAUUUACAGCAAGGGAGUGUGGUGGAGGAUAUUCUGGCUCGUUUCAGUUGAUGUUCUGGGCACAGGGUUACUAGUCAAAAGACUCAGAAGGCCUUUUCAAGCAAUGUCGAGGACAGGGUGACGAAUUAGAUUAGCAGGCUGCUAGGUGUUAGUAGGUAUCUUGGGGUUCCACUGUUUCACACGAGCGUGACUAUAGAUACUUGUAAGUUUGUUGUGGAGAAGAUUAAAAAUCGACUAAAUGGUUAUGAAGUAAGCCUCCUUUCCUUAGCUGGUCGUGUCACUUUGGCUAAGUCGGUUCUUCUGGUCGUACCAAGUUACUGUAUGCUAUCGACCCUUCUGCUUGUGGGGGUGUGUAGGGAGAUUGAACGAUUGGUUAGAAGGUUUAUUUGGGGUUCCACAACUGCUAAGUAGAAAGUUCAGCUUGUUAACUGGGACUGUUGCUGCCAGCCGUUGGACCAUGGUGGGCUUGGCGUGCGAUCAGUUCAUUAUCAGAAUUGGGCAUUUAUCAUGAAACUUGGGUACACUUUGGUUGCCCGCCCGGAGGGAUUUUUGGUUCGGGUCCUCCGAUCAAAGUAUAAAUUGGUUGAGCGGUGCCCCCAUGGACAUUGACCAGCGGUGUCGUAGCUUUGUUUAAAGAUCCCUUUCUAGAGAAUGGAGGGACUUGCGGGAGAACACGAUUUGCAACUUAGUGAUGGUAAAACCCCGAUGUUUUGGAAUGACGUUUGGAUUAAAUUGGGUUCCUUGGUUGGCUACUGCUUGCUGUCCGAACCUAGUUUUCCAUUGGCCUCAGUUUUUACGAUGGUAACGAUUGAUGGUGAAUGGAAUCGGUCAAUGUUUGCUGGUGAGCUGCAGCAUUCCGUGUUGACGAUCAUUGCUGGGAUUCACUCUCCUAGAGCAGAUGCAAGGGUUGACCGGUGGGUGUAUGAAAGGUUCGAGACGGAUUGUUUCACGGUGGCUAGUAGCUAUUGAAUCCUGAGGCAACCAUGUUGGGAGCCAAUCAGUUCAAAUUGGAAGCUGGUUUGGUAGCUCCGACUGCCACAGAGAAUACGACAAUUCUUGUGGUUGUUGGUGCAUGAUCGCUUGCUUACGAACUCUGAGCGACAACGACGACAAAUGACCGAUUAUGGCUCUUGCUUUAUCUGUGGGCAGCAUGAGGAAACUGUAGUCCAUGUUAUUUGAGAUUGCCCAGUCCGCGGUCAAUUUGGAAACAACAUGGGUUUUAUACGUCAUCAGUGGGCAGCUGGUUAUUGGAAAAUCUUUGGAAUAGUGAUGAUGUGGUGGUUAAUGGUGUCGGCUGGGAGAUAUGUUUGGUGCUUUUGCAGGGAACAUAUGGAAGAACCGCAACCGGGUUAUUUUUCAACACCUGCAUCACUGUGUAGUAGACAUAGGGGCCGCUAGCCUGUCUUGGGCUAAGGUUAUUGACGAAUCCCUUGAAGCUGAGUGACGACUGAGGCAAGUACAGUGAAAUGCGCCCCGAAGCGGAUGAUAUAAGCUGAAUACAUAUGGGGGCGUUAGCAGUGUCACAGGUGCAACGGUUGGUGGUGGGUUGAUACGAGAUUCAUCAGGAGGAUGGGUGGUCAGUUUCAGUUGCUACAUUGGGUUAUGCUCGGUCUCACAAUUUUUACAUUUCAAAAUCAGAAAAUGUAAUUUUUAGAAUUUUAGGAAAAAAAAAACCUUAAUUUUGGUCUCACAAUUGGCUCGUUUUCUAUAAAAGAAACAAAAAUAUAGUUCGCAUUAGCCAAUUAGGAAUGAACAUGUGGCUUAAUAUCUCCCAUCGAAAGCUUUUCUUAUAAUAGAGGAAAUAAAUGGCAAUGCUGGUUUGACAGAUAUGACUUUUAACGUUUGAUUUAAACCUAAAAACAAAUAAGAAAAAAGGAAAGGGAAAGAUAUAGUGAAAGAAGGGAGAGGAAAGUUUCCCAGGAGAAAAAGGAGACCCUAUUCUUCAAAGACAUAUUCCUCGUUUCUCUUACUUCCUUUCUUCUCUGUAAUAAUCUUUAUUCUCCCUUCAACGAUCGUUUUGUAAUAAAAACGAUUGUUGUUGGGGGAUUUAUUUGACCCUUCAUUCAUAUUCUUACGUCCGACAGCCAACGAGGAAGGAAUACGAAAUUCCCCAUGGCCCCAAGCAAGAUCAGAAGAGCCAUCGGACAUGUGAAAGACCAAACCAGCAUAAGCCUGGCCAAAGUGGGCAGCAGCAGCUCAGUUUCCGACCUCGAAGUGGCCAUUGUCAAGGCAACAAGGCACGAAGAAUACCCAGCAGAGGAAAGACACAUUCAAGAAAUCCUGAGUUUAACCUCCUACUCGCGUGCCCACAUCAGCGCCUGUGUCAAAACCCUCUCCAAACGCCUCAACAAGACCCGCAACUGGACCGUCGCCCUCAAAACCCUCAUGCUUAUCCAACGCCUCCUCUCCGAAGGCGAUCCUGCCUAUGAACAAGAGAUUUUCUUCUCCACUCGCCGCGGGACUCGCAUCCUCAACAUGUCGGAUUUCCGCGAUACUUCCCAAUCCAAUUCCUGGGAUUUCUCUGCCUUCGUGCGUACUUACGCGUUGUACCUGGAUGAAAGACUUGAAUACAUGAUGGAAGGCAGGUAUGGUGGAAGACGAAGCAUGUAUGGUUACAAUGAUGAAGAUCAUGAAGAUAACGAGGACCCCUCUGUUGUCCGAUCCAUACCUAUUGCUGAGUUGAAGAACGAGCAUUUGUUUUCAAAGUUGUUGCAUUUGCAACAGCUUCUCGACCGCUUCUUAGGCUGUCGUCCAAUAGGUUCAGCAAAGGGCAACAGGGUGGUCAUCGUGGCUCUUCACGCAAUAGUUAAAGAAAGUUUCCAAAUAUAUUAUGACAUAACGGAAAUAUUAGGGGUUUUAAUCGAUCGUUUCAUGGAGCUUGAUAUCUCUGAUUCCAUAAAAAUCUACAAUAUAUUCUGCCGCGAAAGAAAACAGUUCGAUGACCUCGAAAAUUUCUACUCAUGGUGCAAGAGCAUCGGCAUUGCACGAUCUUAUGAUUAUCCCGAAAUCGAGAAAAUCACCCAGAAAAAGCUCGACCUUAUCGAUGAAUUUAUCCGCGAUAAAUCUGCAUUGGAACAAGGGAAGAAAAUUAGUGAUGAAUCGGGAUUCGUUAAAGAAACAGACUCAUGUGAGGAAGCAGAAGAUAUGAACGCCGUUAAAUCGUUGCCAGAACCCGAGCCUGUUGAAAAGGAAGAACCAGAACCUGAGAAAGAAGAGGAAGUAGAUAAUUCGAAAGCUUUAGUUGUUGAACCAAAGGGUGAUCUAUUGGACCUCGCAGAGGACGCAAUGUCCAGUCAAGAUUACGGAGACAAAUUGGCGUUGGCGUUGUUUGAUGGUUAUGCACCAGCCGCCGUUGGUACUCCGUCAUCGGGUCCAGGAUGGGAAGCUUUCAUGGAUGAUGCUGAUUGGGAAUCAGCUUUGGUUCAAUCAGCGAGCAACUUAACCAAACAAAGAGCGACACUCGGUGGUGGGUUCGACAUAUUAUUGCUUGACAGCAUGUACCAACAGGGCAACACCAUGGCGGCCAUGGCUUCAUCGGGUUAUGCCGCCAGUGGAAGUACUAGCAGCUUUGCGUUUGGUUCAUCAGGAAGACCGGCGAUGCUUGCCUUACCGGCACCACCAUUAUCUAAAAACAUAGGAAACACCGUCGUUGAUCCGUUCUCGGCGUCUCUGACGGUGGAGCCGCCUUCGUAUGUGCAAAUGUCAGACAUAGAGAAGAAGCAGAGGUUUUUGGUGGAGGAGCAAGCGAUGUGGGAUCAAUACAGGAGGGAUGGAUUGCGAGGGCAUAGUUCGAUGUCGAAAGUACACAGUUACCCUUACAGCCCAGGGUACACGCCAUGGCAUGGUUAUUGAAGCUUUGGUUAAAUCGACCCAUUUAGAUUAGUUACCAUAGCGGUUAUUUAGUGAUCUAUAUUCGGAUAACAAAGCAACAAUAGCGAAGAUGUGAAAAUUAAGAGAAAAUUGAAGACGUAAAAGUGUACCCUAUUCACUCCUUAUUUGAAUGACAUUUUACAAAUUUUUAAAUACCAAUAAAAUAAUAAGAUAUCAAAUAUACUCCAAUGU